AGGUUCGAGAGAGUAGAAGACGAUGUUUCGGGACCUUGGCAGGGUCCACAUCGUUUCUUUUGCCGUCGGAAUCGUAGGAUUAGCUGUUGGAAUUACUGGAAUCGUUUUGGCAAUUGUAUUUGGAACUGCACAAUCAACUUGCACCACUCCUUCACCACCGCCAGUUUGUCCAACCUGUCCCACGCAAACUGCGCAAUGUAACACAAAUCUAUUUUCAAUAAGUACUCAAGUCAAUAAUUUAAAAUGGAAUGAUGAUUACAAUAAUACGAAUAGUCCCGCUUACAUUGAUGCUGUUAAGAACAUAACCAGUGCACUUACUGCAACUCUGAACACUGGUUUAAAUACCGCCUCAUCAUCUGGAUUUUACCGAGUUCUUGCCGUAUCUACGACGAACAAUGUGAAUGUUCAGAUUUCAGCUCUUCGGCAAGGAUCUGAUAAUUCGGUUGUGGCUAUCGGAAACGGAGCUAUUUCUUCAACUUCUGAUCUUGGGCAAAUGCCCACUGAUAAGAAUGUUAACAGUGUAAUCACUUCUGACAAUACGACAUAUUCGGAUGUGACCACUGCUCCACAGGCAUGUGAUAAAACUAUAAUUCAAUCCGACUGUCCUUCGACUGUUGCUCCUGUAACAUGCUCAACAAUGCCUAUGCCGACAACACAACCACUUGUCACUUCAACCGCCCCAGAAGUUACCACAACAGUAGCCCAGACAACAACGGCUCCAAUUGUCACGACUGCUAAUACCACAACUCAGGGAGUUACUACGACGGCUGGAGUUACCACAACAGUAACUAGGGCUCAAAACUCAACUUUGGCUGCAACUACGACUGCUCCGUCUACGAACACUACAACUCAGGGUGUUACUACAACAGUUGGAAAAACAACAACAGUUACUACUGCUCAAAAUUCAACAUGGGCCGCUACUACGACUGCUUCCAAUACCACUACACAGCCAGUUGUUACAACAUCAACAAGUACCCAAGGUAUUUCAACCACAACAGCACAGGCCACGCCAUCAAGUUCUGUAAUCCCAACGACCACACAAACUACACAACGGCCCACCAGCACAGGUAUCCCUAGCACAGUCUCAACAUCGCAAGGAACCAGCAGUACAUCCCCGAUCCCUUCCACCACGCAAACCUCAUCAAGUGCUCCGAGCACCUACACCUCGAAUUUCACCCCAUCCCCCACAACAACUCUACUGACAAGUACUAUCGCUCCGAGUACCCAAGGAGUUCCCACUUCUAGUAAGUCUUCCUCCCCCAACAGUACCCCAACAACAACUAUCACACCUGGAGCGCCCUCAUCCACUCUAGGAUCAUCAAGUUCAACAAUAGUGUCUACUACUAUUACCCCGAGUACCCCAAAAGUCUCCACUUUGACAUUGAGUCAGUCCCCCACUCCCACCAGCACCCCACUGGUAGUCUCCUCUUCCUCAUCAGGAUCCAGCUCGACUGUGGUAACUAGUACUAUUACACCAAGUACUCAAGGAGUCCCAACUUCCACAUCUAAUCAGCCAACUCCCUCCACCAGUAACCCAACAACUCCUAAAUCCACCGUUACAGCAUCCCCAUCGACGACAGGAGCCACCUCAACUGCUAGUCCUUCAACUAUCACAUCAUCAGCACCUACUUCCCAGUCGCAUUCUCCUUCAUCCACUAUGACGUCAACUGUUCCAGUGACAUCAACCUUCGCGUCAACAACUACAACAGUGCCAAUAACAGUUGCACCAGGUCAAUGUUAUUGCCAAUCAAAUGUUGCUGUGGCAUUCGAGCUUACUAGUGGAACAUCGGAUCUUGACCUGGACAUUCAGAAUUUCAUUGCGAACUAUUUGUUCUUUUACUCCGGAGCUCCUUACAUCCUUGGUGAUUUGACAGACAACAGAACUGCGAUCUCUCUCGUUCCAUUCCCUAACGAUGACACUCUAUCCGAUCUGAUGACCUAUGGAGCUGAACAAACACCAUCAGGAAUAUCAGCAGCUUUGGAUACAUUCAACAUUCUAGCAAGAGGAAAUGCAGUCAUUUCGGAUGCAUUUAACAUUAUUCCGAAUAUCACAAGAAAAGGUUAUCAAGGAUUUGUCAUUCUCGUUGCCAACUCUGAUGAAUCGGUUCAAGCUUCGGUUGAUUCUGCUACAAACUUGAAGGCUCAAGGAUUUAAUGUAAUUACGGUUGCAUUUAAGUCAAGUGGAAAGUUUGAUGUCUUAGCUUCACAACCAUCAUACAAUUAUACAAUUGUGCAAGAUGCUGAUAAACGAUACGUUGCAACACUUAUCGGAAAUGUUUUGAACACUACGUAUUGCAACAAUCUUGCUGCCUCCAGUACUACUAUGACUUCUGGAGUUUAUUCUUCAACAGUCACUGUGACAACCCAAGGAUCAAGCUCUCAGGCUCCAUCCUCCACAGUUACCGUACCAACUACUGGCACUACUUCCGGCGCUGCAUCCACAACUGGAUCUAUAACAUCUACUCAACAAGCAACAUCGACAAGUAGCGUAAUUACAACAGGAAGCACAUCAGCUCCUCAAAGUUCGACUGCUGUAAGUUCAACUACGACAUCUCCUUCUACUACAACUGGAAGUACACCUGCUCCACAAAGUUCGACUGUAGCAAGCACGACUACAGUGUCACCAUACACUACAACAGAAUGCAUCUGCACAACAGUCAGUAAUACAUUUGGUACUUCUACUACUCAAGGAUUAACAUCUUCAUCUGCUCAAAGCACUGCGUCAACUGGAGUUUCCACAGUAGCUAGUUCAACAACUAUCCCUCAAGGGUCAUCCUCAUCAUCCCCACAAUCUCCAACAUCGGCUCAGCCAGCACAAUCAAGUUCCACAAGUGCUGCUACAGUAACCGUAUCUUCAUCACAAUCUCCAACAUCUUCACCAGCUCAACAAAGUAGCACACCAGCUGGAUCAUCCACAGUAACUGUUCAGCAAUCAUCAUCUUUUCAAAGUCCACAAAGUACAACACAAAUAGGAUCCUCCACAACAGUUCCAUCGACUCAAGCUCCAUCAAGCACAUCUGGUGGGCCAACGACAACUCAAAUCUGUCCAAAUCAACAAACCGUAUUCAAGGGGCAAGUCGGAGUAAUUUAUGAGAUGCUUCCAGCCUCCACUCAACAAAAUGCUAUCAACGCAUUUGUGGAGAAUGUGCUAUUGAAUUCAAACUUCUACGGAUUGGCUUUGGAUAAUCUAACCCAUGACAAUAGAACACUUGUCACUGCUAUUCCAUACCCAACAACUGACAAAUACAAUGUUCAAGGAUAUGGAAGUGCGAGAAGUGUAGAUGAAUUUAGAAAUCAAGUUAUUGCGUUCAAUGGAAUGAUUCAACCUAUUUCACAAUCCAGCAGUAUUUCAGAUGCACUUUUGUACGUUACGACCAGUCUGCCAGCUGGAGGUGUUAAGUCAUCACUUAUUAUCGUUGGAAAUAGCGCAGCGAUGAUUGACAAUAUCGCACCGAUAUUAACAAACCAGUUGCGAUCGGAUUUCGAUAUAUAUACAGUUGGUGUUGGCAGUGGCGCCGUUGAUUUGUCGCCUCUAUCUUCGGGAACUGGAUUCUCGUUUACUGGAGACACUCAACAAGUUGCUGACCAAAUUGGCCUUAAAAUGGCAUCUUCAAACCCAUCUGUAUACUGUCCACCUCCUGUACCAUCAACUGCUGCACCAAGCACUUCUACAGCAGUCCCUACAACUACAGUACCCGUAACAACAACCAUAGCGACCACUACUCGUGUAACUACUGUUCGACCUACAGUAGGACCUUGUCAGUGUACCGGAAGAUGGGUUUAUAAUGGAGACUUGGCCAUCGCGUUUGAAAAUAUCAAGACUAAUGGAUCACAGAGCGUAGCAAAUUUUCUGAGCAAUACGCUAUUGAAGAAUCCAGAUUCAUAUGGUCUUACAAAUGAUGUCAAUGGAAACCAACCAUCGCAAUUAACUCUUAUCCCAUAUCCAGAUUCAAAUACAUAUCCAACUUAUCCAUAUGGAUGGAUCAGAUCGGUUAAUGAUAUUGGAAACUACAUUGAUGCAAUUUCUCCCCUUCCACUGGCCACCCCGGAUCCGCAAAUCUCAGAUGCUUUAACUUUUAUUAGUGCACAGCCAACAACUCUGAAUUCGAAAGUAGUCCUUCUCGUUGGAUCAAAUGGAACUGAUGUCAAUGCAGCAAUGGAUUCUGCGAAUAAACUUAAAAAUGCAGGAUAUCUUGUCAUAACGGUUGCUCAGACGGCUGCUGCAAGUGUUUUCCAACCGUUGGCUUCUGGAAGUCAGUUUGCUUUACACAUUGGGGAUGGAAAUGAUGAUGCUGUGGCUGCGCAGAUAGCAAGCAUGUUACUUGAUUAUAGUUUCACGUGCUUCGACGAUGGAUCUAGCACUCCUUCUCCUACUACACGAUGCCCCGGUACCCAAGGAACAACUCAACCAGGUACUAUUGGAACAACAGUGACAGUACCACCAAGUUCAAGUUCGAUUGGUUCAACAGCUCCUCAAGGAUCAAGCUCAAUUCAACCAAUUGCUUCAUCAAGUACGAUGGGAUCGACAGCCGGAUCGUCAUCACCUCAACCAACUGUAUCAUCUACUUCGGUUCCGUCAUCCACAGGAGCAACUAGUUCAGGAUCGAGCACCACUGUUGGAUCCAGUACGGUGGGUGCAACACAAACUUCGGUAUCAUCGAGCACGGUGCCUAACACUGGAUCCACUGGUUCAACUGUAACUAACCCAUCAACAUCUUCAAGUACUUCUGGAUCAUCAUCCACUCAAUCUAUUCCAUCAUCAACUGCGGCAAACACAGGGUCGUCCACUAGUGGUCCAACUGUAGCAACUACACAAGGAUCCUCUUCAACGCAGACAAAUUCCAAUACUGGAUCAACCACUGUAGCCACAACUGUUACACAAGGAUCUUCAACUGGAGGUAACUCUGGAUCAACUACUGUAAAUUUUCAAAGCAGUAGUGUUGCAUCAACAGUAGCAUCCAGUACAGCUAACAUCGAAUCAUCCACGACUCCAAUUCCAACAUGUGCAUCACCAUAUAGUGGAAAGAUUGCAACUGUUUUUGAAUUGAAUGCAAAUAGUGCCACGAAUAUUGUAAACUUUGUGAGCAAUAAUUUGUACAACUCAGCCAACUAUGAUUUUACUAAUAGUACAGAAGCAAUUAAUGUACCGUAUGGGCAAACCGAUCAUUAUGCCACCCAGAUUUUGCAGUAUAAUGGAACAAAGAGUUUAUCGAAUCUUCAGGACAACGUGUCUGACUUAUUGACCAGUGCCAUUUUGCUAAUCGAUGCCACAAUUUCCGACGGUCUUCAAUGGCUUCAAACUAAUAGAGAUCCAGCUGGAACGAAUGCAGUUAUCAUUGUUGUUGGAAACGACGAUGAUGAAAACCCCGCAAUGACUACAUUCACUCUUCGAGACCUCAGAGCACAAGGAUAUAAAGUGAUUUCGGUAGCUGUUGGUGAAGGUCAUGGAGAUUUUUCCCCAAUUCCUGAUAAACCAGAAUGGUAUUUCCAAGUAAACGACUCAAAUGGACAAAAUAUUGCUGAUCAGAUCUCAUCUAUUCUUUGCAACUUGAAAUAAUCAUCUCCCCACUGAUAUCUUUCCUUACUGUGCAAGUUUACCCAUUUCUUUCAGAAAUAAAUACUUUACCCAUAUCGAAGCGCUUGCUUCGUUUAUAUGUGUCACUAAACGUUUCUCUGAACUUGCAAAAUUUGCUGGAAAUUAACUUUUAUUGUGUCGACUUUUAUAUACAACACCAAAAAAAAACAUAAAUAAUUUUAUGCUCGGAUGUUUUUAGGAAUUGUCUGCUUACAAAUUCAUUAUUUGUUCUUUUUAACAAAUUUUUAUUGAACAAGAUUAUAUUUUUUGAAAUAAUUUCUACAGCGACGAUAUUCCAUUGGUGUCUUCUUUCUGUCUCUUCUGUUUUAAUUUUCCAAAAUUUUCCGCUUACAGUGAAAAUGAAUAAACUAUCAAUAAUUCGC
Caenorhabditis elegans is the source of this 5958-nucleotide messenger RNA. RefSeq names its product VWFA domain-containing protein (gene T19D12.1). Lineage: Eukaryota; Metazoa; Nematoda; Chromadorea; Rhabditida; Rhabditidae. The transcript has 15 exons. The record is from RefSeq and is marked reviewed. Bases 23 to 5557 code for a protein of 1844 amino acids.